ACAUCAAUAACAACGCAAACACAAAACUGUACCUUUGCUAUUUAAUAGCCACCGAGGACUCGUUAUUUGAUUAUUUAAAUUAUACUUUUCGAAGUUUGGAAAAUACCAGUGGAAAACCCCGUUUGCAGUGGUCUUUCGACAAAGUCAUACACAUUUGGAUUUAAACUGCUUUUAGUCCGUGUAUGAUUUAAAAACAAGGUGCAGUUUAGAAGAUUAUUUUUUGCUUGAGUCCAGAGCAUCAUCAUCACCAUCAUCAUUAACAGCGGCAGCAGCAGCACACACUCCUGCAGAUACAAAAAAUGUUUCAGAAAUGAUAGCAGCGCAGGAUUUUCUCCCAGAAUUUCACUCUCCCCAAGAGGUAGAGUCUCAGUUAUCCUCGGAUACUGAUCUCGAGGAUCCCGAUGGCAAAAAUGUCAAGGCUGGAAAGGGACUGGCAGCAAGAAAAGGGAGGAAGGCUGUUGGCGACAAGGCCAAAGCUGGAGCUGGGAGGGGCGCUGGUCCUGGCUGGAUGAAUGGCCAUCAUCAGGAGAAUGGGAUGGAGAACAUGACUCUUUUUGAGGUGGUCAAAAUGGGCAAGAGUGCCACACAGUCUGUUGUCGAUGACUGGAUUGAGUCGUACAAACAGGACCGUGACGUUGCACUCCUGGACUUAAUCAACUUCUUCAUUCAAUGCUCAGGCUGUAAAGGUGCUGUGAGCGGGGAGAUGUUUAGAAAUAUGCAGAACUCCGAGAUCAUUCGUAAAAUGACGGAGGAGUUUGAUGAGGACAGCGGUGACUAUCCAUUAACUAUGUCAGGGCCACAGUGGAAGAAAUUCAGGACAAGUUUCUGUGACUUUAUUGCGGUCCUAGUGCGGCAGUGUCAGUACAGCAUCAUCUACGAUGAGUAUAUGAUGGACACGGUCAUCUCACUGCUCACUGGCCUGUCAGACUCACAGGUCAGAGCGUUUAGACACACAAGCACACUAGCAGCCAUGAAGCUGAUGACGGCACUGGUGAACGUUGCUCUGAACCUGAGCAUCAACAUGGACAACACACAGAGACAGUAUGAGGCGGAGAGAAACAAAGUGGUUGCAAAAAGGGCCAACGAACGUUUGGAGCUGCUGUUACAGAAGAGGAAAGAGCUUCAAGAAAAUCAAGAUGAAAUUGAAAACAUGAUGAAUGCAAUUUUCAAGGGAGUGUUUGUUCACAGAUAUCGUGAUGCCAUUGCUGAAAUCAGAGCCAUUUGUAUUGAGGAGAUCGGAGUGUGGAUGAAGUUGUACAGCGACGCCUUCCUCAACGACAGCUACCUGAAGUACGUCGGCUGGACGAUGCACGACAAGCAAGGUGAGGUACGGAUAAAAUGCCUGACGGCUCUGCAGGGCCUGUUCUACAGCAAAGACCUCAGUCCUAGGCUGGAGCUCUUCACCAGUCGCUUUAAGGACCGCAUUGUGUCGAUGACUCUUGAUAAGGAAUAUGAUGUCGCUGUGCAAGCCGUUAAACUUCUGACCCUUGUCUUACAGAGCACUGACGAGGUUCUCACCGCAGAGGACUGUGAGAGCGUUUACCACCUGGUUUACUCGGCACAUCGACCCAUCGCUGUCUCCGCAGGAGAAUUUCUCUUCAAGAAGCUCUUCAGUCACCGCGGUCCAGAGGACGAGGGGUUACCCAGGAAGGGCAGGCAGAGCCUCAACGGCAGCCUCAUUAAAACAACUGUAUUCUUCUUUUUGGAGAGUGAGCUGCAUGAGCACGGGGCCUACUUAGUGGACAGUUUGUGGGAGUGUGGGUCAGAGCUGCUGAAGGACUGGGAGACCAUGAUCAGCCUGUUGCUUGAUGAGCCCAUGUCGGGGGAGGAAGCCCUGACCGAUGGGCAGGAAACUGCUCUGGUUGAGCUCAUGCUCUGUGCCGUCCGGCAGGCGUGUGAGUGCCACCCUCCUGUGGGCAGGGGCACAGGAAAGAGGGUCCUGAGUGCCAAAGAGAAAAAAACUCAGCUGGAUGAUCGCACACGAAUCACAGAGAUGUUUUCUGUUGCGUUGCCUCUGUUACUGGCAAAGUACUGUGUGGAUAUUGACAAGGUGUCCAAUUUGCUCCAAAUUCCAAAGUACUUUGACCUUGACAUCUACACAACUGGACGGUUGGAAAAGCACCUGGACGCACUGCUGCGGCAGAUCUGGGAGGUGGUGGACAAACACACGGACACUGAAGUCCUGGAGGCCUGUUCCACCACCUACCGUUACCUCUGCAACGAGGAGUUCACCAUCUACAACCGCGUGGACAUCGCCCGCUCCCAGCUACUGGAUGAGCUGGUGGACAAGUUCAACAGGCUUCUGGAGGACUUCCUUCAGGAGGGUGAAGAACCAGACGAUGACGACGCCUACCAGGUUUUAUCCACGCUUAAGAAAAUCACUGCUUUCAACAAUGCACAUGACCUUUCAAAAUGGGAUCUGUUCGGCAGCAGCUACAGACUCCUCAACACGGGCCUGCAGAACGGAGAUAUGCCAGAACAGAUUGUAAUCCAUGCAUUGCAGUGCACACAUUACAUCGUCCUGUGGCAUCUAGCAAAGGUCUCAAGUGGCAGUUCAAUAAAGGGGGAUGUAGUGACCUUGAGGAAACAAAUGAGAGCCUACUCUUUAAUGUGUCAACGUUACUUAAACAGCAUCAGCACCGCAGUCAAGGAGCAGGCCUUCACCAUCCUGUGUGAUCUGCUCUUGAUCUUCAGUCACCAAAUCAUGUCCUCAGGCCGCGAACAACUGGAGACCCUGGUCUACACACCAGACUCCUCCUUACAGGCUGAGCUGCUCAACUUCAUUAUUGAUCAAGUGUUUAUUGAUCAGGAUGAUGACAACAGCACAGAUGGACACCAGGACGAUGAAGCCAGUAAAAUCGAGGCUCUGCACAAGAGAAGAAACCUUCUUGCUGCGUAUUGCAAACUAAUCACCUACAACGUUGUAGAAAUGAACACUGGAGCAGAUAUUUUCAAACAGUACAUGAAGUAUUACAACGACUACGGAGACAUCAUCAAAGAAACGAUGAGUAAAACACGACAAAUCGACAAAAUCCAAUACGCUAAGACACUCAUACUGAGCCUUCAAAGGUUAUUUAAUGACAUGAUGUCUGAACUGGGCUUCGGUUUCGACCGCUCCUCAUCAGCCUUCUGUGGCAUUAAAGAACUCGCCCGGCGAUUCGCAUUGACCUUUGGCCUGGAUCAGUUAAAGACGAGAGAGGCAAUCGCCAUGUUGCACAAGGACGGGAUUGAGUUUGCUUUUAAAGAUCCAAGUCCUCAGGGAGAGGGUGGUCCUCCGCUUCAUCUAGCAUUUUUGGACAUUUUGAGUGAAUUCUCAAGCAAACUGAUUCGACAGGACAAGAAAACUGUACACCUGUACCUGGAGAGGUUCAUGACCUUCCAGAUGUCUUUGCAGAGGGAGGACUGCUGGCUCCCUCUCAUCUCCUACAGGAACUCCCUUCAGGCUGGUGCAGAUGACGACACCAUGUCCGUCAUCAGUGGGAUCAGCAGUCGAGGUUCCACCAGGAGCAAAAAGUCCAAGACAGUCACAGCCAGCAAGAGGAAGCUUCCUGAAGAAGAGAACAGCUGCAGCAGCAGUGACACAGUGUGGAUGAACCGUGAGCACAGCGUGCAGACUCCAGUCAUGAUGCACUCGCCUCACCUCACCUCCACCGUGCUGCGGGAACCAAAGAAGAUGAGGCCCGAGGACGGCUACACGACCCCGUACACCAUGCCGACGGAUCAGCAUCCUCAUCGAUCACCUGUGCCUCCGCAGCAGCAGCAGCAGCAGCAGCAACUCCACCACCAGGCCACCAUUGAUUACAACACCCAGGUGACGUGGAUGUUGACGCAGAGGCAACAAGCCGAGGCCCGUCAGCAGCAGGACAGAGCGAACAUGCACUACGCCAAGAUGAGGAACCACAUGCAGCAGGCCAUUCGAAGAGGCUCUGGACUCAUGGAGGAUGACGAGGAGCCAAUAGUGGAGGACGUGAUGAUGUCAUCAGAGGACAUUAACGAGGGCAUGGAUUUUGACACCAUGGAUAUUGAUUUGCCUGCAUCAAAGAAUCGCAGAGAAAGAACUGAACUGAAGCCAGAUUACUUUGACUCCUCCAUCAUGGACGAUUCGGUUCUGAAUGUUUCAAUGUACUAAAAAAAGAUGAACAGUUUGUCAUCAGAAUUCUUGGAUUCUCUAAGAAAAUCACAACUGAGCAAAUAAAAAAAAAAAGUUUUGUAAGACACCGAUGUUUGCCUCUACAAUGUUUUUCAAAGUUGGAAGGAGACCUUGAAUUUGGAUUCUCUUGGGUAUAUUUUUUUAAACCCACCACACUUUUGUGACAUUUUCAAACAUAGGGACAUGGUUCUGGUUUUGUUUAUUUUUCCCGCUCGAAUUCUUCAAUGUCAGCGCUAACGUGUGGUGAUGCUGUUCAGGAAAGUGCCGGUACAGACAUUCAUGUCACGAAAGAACGGACUGAGAAUCAAAAUAAUAUUCCUGUACCUUUAAUCUUAUUAUACAGUAGACAAGAAAUGUCUGGUGUAAAUACAUAAUGGCCAAAUAUAGGGGUGAGUUGAACACAAUUUCAUAAACAACACUCCACAGAAAUACAUUUCUGCAGAAUAAUGCUACUUUUGAGACAACUGUACAGCAGCUUCAUCAUUAAAUGAUUUGCCACAGAGGUGUUCAUUUUCCUCAAGAGUCCAUUAACAGCCAUAUUAAAGAAAAAA
Messenger RNA from Cynoglossus semilaevis (tongue sole), 4701 nucleotides. RefSeq names its product cohesin subunit SA-2. The coding region runs from base 311 to 4129 and encodes 1272 amino acids. The transcript is spliced from 34 exons. The record is from RefSeq and is a predicted model, not a curated record. Gene Ontology annotation, biological process: sister chromatid cohesion. Gene Ontology annotation, cellular component: nucleus; cohesin complex; chromatin. Lineage: Eukaryota; Metazoa; Chordata; Actinopteri; Pleuronectiformes; Cynoglossidae. Gene Ontology annotation, molecular function: chromatin binding.